Molecule: messenger RNA, 780 nt
Organism: Symbiodinium sp. CCMP2456
Lineage: Eukaryota; Dinophyceae; Suessiales; Symbiodiniaceae
Source: the annotation of a GenBank genome assembly
GUCCAGAAGUUCCAUCCACCUCCCAUUUGCGAACGCGACAUCGACAGAAGGACUUCGAAUGUCGCCAUGUCCCGACGCAAGGAAAUGGCGAUCGCGGCCACGAGCCAGGGCGACACUGGCAUCCUCGAGAACGAUGCCUCGAUGUCCAUGGAGGGCAAGCGCGCGGCGAUGCUCCGGGCCAUUAACUUUGCCCAGAGUCGGUGGAGCACACAGGUUGGCAUGCUCUCGGGCGGCGAAAACCGGCGACUGCAGCUGCUGCGAGUGCUCGUGCAGAAGCCGAAUGUCUUGAUUCUAGACGAGCCUACGAACGACUUGGAUGCAGUAACGGUGGACUCCCUGGAGCUGAUGCUCCAGCGCUACACGGGCACGCUCCUCCUCGUGAGUCACGAUCGAUCGCUGUUGGACGGCGUUUGCGACUCCUUCGUCGUGAUGCAGUCGGAUGGAAGCCAGCCGAAACUCUGGACUGGCUCCUUCGUCGAGCUUCUUGAGACACAGAAGAAGACGAGGACGCCUGACGCAAGCGCAGCGAGCACUGCGUCGAAGCCCGCGUCCGGCCCCAAGCAGUCCAAGCAGAAGUCGGACAAGAAGGCUGAGAGGGAAAUGGUGAGACUGGAGAAGGAGAUUUCUCGGCUUGAGGAAAAGCUCGCCGAGAUAGAUCAAGCAAUGGCAGACGCCUGGGAUCAGCCCGAGCAAGUGGAAGAGCUCAUGGCCGAGCGUAACCAGCUCGAACAGGCCCAAAGCAAGGCCUACGAACGAUUCGAAGAGCUGAUGGCGGGAUGA